AUGCCGCGUGGGGUUGUCUCUCUUGUUCGAAGCUCGGCAGCUUCACGUGGGGUCAAAGACACAGUCCGACGCUUGCCUGCUGCUUGUAGGGAAGGCCUACCAAGUGCCCUAAGGCGUGGUGGCUUUUGUCAAAGAUGUACACGCGGCUCCUGCGGAGGGAAAGAAAAGGCAGCGAUGACUUCUUUACGUGUACCAGCAGGCUGCGCGGAAGCUGCGGCAGCUGAGGCAGCAGCACCAGCAGCAAAAGCAGCAGCAAAAGCAGCAGCAGCAGCAGCAGCAACGAGCUCCGAGGCCAGAGGAAGACCUCGCCGCAGAGAGGCGCGCGCCGCAGCAGUAGCUGUAGAACAGGGACGUGCAGCCUUGCAGCACCAGCUGUUGCAGCUGCAGGGGCCAAGAGCCACCAGCCUUCGCGACAGCGGCGCUAGGCUCACUGAGAUGUACAGACAGCAGCAGCGCGCCGCAGCGGCUCGGUGCCGCGAAAUCGAAUCCCACAGAGACACCUGGAGGGUCUCAAAACACCGCAUGCUGCUGUGGGCGGAAGUGCUCGGCGCCUACGAAUCGCUGCUGCCUUCCCCAGCUGCCGAUGCACUGCUAGACAGCACGGCUCUUGCGGAUCUUCUGGAGCAGCACAGGCGUCGGCAGCUCGAGGAAAACUUCGGUCUUGAACUUGAGAAGCACAGCAGCGGACUAGUUCCAGUGUUUACCCGGAAGGCCACACGCAUUUCCCCUCCAGCGUCUGUUGCGGAUGACGCCGCAGCGCCUGCUGCUGGCGGUGGUGUCUCGUCAACAACUGGCGACAUCAGAGAGGCAGCUGCGAGGGACAGACGCCGCGCAGCAGCAGCAACAGCAGCAGCAGCAACAGCAGCAGCAGCAGCAGCAAGAGCGGCAGCAGCAAGAGCGGCAGCAGCAAGAGCGGCAGCAGGUGUUGCUAGUGCAGUGGACGCAAUUGGUGCUGCGGCAGGGGCAGCAGCAGCAACUGCUGCAGCAGCUGCUUCAGCUGCUGCUGCGGAGUCGACAGGGACCCUCGUCAGCAGCGCUGCGGAUGUAGAAGGAGGAUUUUCACUUUCCAGCGGUGUCAGCAUGAGCAGCAGCAGCAGCAGCCUGAGGGAGGCAAAAGUCGCCUUCCAGGAGUCGGUAAAGAGAGGAACGCAACUUAACCACCGCUUGGCUGCUUCCCCUGCUGCUGCUGCUCCUUCAGCGUUCCCUCCCGCCGUUGCGGCUCGGCCUGCUCAGCGUAUCCUUACUGCUGGUGGCGCCACGAAGCAACUCGAUGUUGCUGCGGCUGCUGCUGCUGCUGGCAUCCAUCGACUGCCCUCCACUGAAGCAGCAGCAGCCCCUGCUGCUGCUGCACGCCAGGAUCGGGCUGCCCUUUCUCCGAGAUCUUCUCCCGUCCUGCGAGCUGCUUCGAAGGCAGCAGCCCCCCAAACUACUGCAAAAAUGCCUGUCCGCAGUGCUGUUUCUGAGGCUCUGGCAAGCAAUGCAGCCGCUCUUACGUCGGUUUCAGCAGCAGCAGACGAAUUGGACGCCCCCAAGGAGGCCGCGGAGUAUGCCUCAAGUCUCCCUGCUACUGCGGCUCUACCUGCAUGUCGCGUGGAUGCCGCAAAACAAACACCUUUGGCAGUCUCCCAAGCUCCAAAUCCAGCCUCCCCCCUUGCACUAGAGGCGGUCCCUCCUGCAGCGGCCGUGGGGAGGCCUGGAGCAGCACACCCGACUGCAGCAGCGGGCAAAACUUUACUAUCGGGUGAUAUAUCACUCCCCCAUGCAGCUGCAGGAAGAUCGAGGGCUGCAAUUGCAGUGGCAUCGCCGGAAGAGCCGGAGGGGGCGAAAGCUGCAGCCACCUCCCAGAAACAGCGAGACGCUCUGUGCAAAGGACCUCCAGGGGUUGCUGCAGCCGCACCAGCGCGCGUUGUCAAGCUGGUGAUUGCAGCGACCGCAGCCGAUGCAGAGAAACCUGCUAACACUACUAAGCCUGCAGUGGCUGCUGCUACUGCGCAGUAUGAGAGAACACGGGAUGAGUCUGCUCUCCGAAUGCUCAACACCAUGCGUAAGUCUGCCUUUAAAGAUGCUACGGCCCCCAAACCACCCUCCUCACCAUCACACCACAGCUGCAGACUGGACAAACAUCAACAAGGCCGUUUGCCAACAUGCCGUUUUGCGGCUUCUGUGUGCGCUUCAACUUUAGUGUCAGCGCGCUGA
Cyclospora cayetanensis is the source of this 2196-nucleotide messenger RNA. Its product is annotated as ice-structuring glycoprotein. The record is from RefSeq and is a predicted model, not a curated record. NCBI's taxonomy places the organism in Eukaryota, Apicomplexa, Conoidasida, Eucoccidiorida, Eimeriidae. The coding region runs from base 1 to 2196 and encodes 731 amino acids. The transcript has 10 exons.